Molecule: messenger RNA, 6171 nt
Organism: Condylura cristata (star-nosed mole)
Lineage: Eukaryota; Metazoa; Chordata; Mammalia; Eulipotyphla; Talpidae
Gene: GREB1
Product: growth regulation by estrogen in breast cancer 1
Biological process (GO): multicellular organism development
Source: RefSeq, a predicted model, not a curated record
UGCAGGGUCCCGUGGCCUCGAGGUGGGGAGCGCCGCGGUCUCUGCGGAAGAUGGGGAACUCCUACGCCGGGCAGCUGAAGACCACGCGCUUCGAGGAGGUGCUGCACAGCUCCAUCGAGGCCUCCCUGCGCUCCAGCAGCCUGGUGCCCCGGCCGGUCUUCUCCCAGCUCUACCUGGAGGCCGAGCGGCAGCUCUCCGCGCUGGAAGGUGGGAGCCGGGGAGACAAUGAGGAAGAGGAGGAAGAGGCAGACGGUGCGCUGGAGCCUCACGGCCCCGCCAACCCCUACCAGAUGCACCCCCCGCCCGAGGGGUGCUGCACCGCCGACGGCUUCUGCCAGGCGGGCAAGGACCUGCGUCUGGCCUCCAUUUCCAGCGAGCCCCUCGAGGUGCCGGCCGGCUUCCUCCUGGUGGGGGCCAAGUCGCCCAGCCUGCCGGACCACCUGCUGGUGUGCGCCGUGGACCAGCGGUUCCUGCCGGACGACAACGGCCACAACGCUCUCCUGGGUUUCUCUGGGAACUGCGUCGGCUGCGGGAAGAAGGGCUUCUGCUACUUCACCGAGUUCUCCAACCACAUCAACCUGAAGCUGACCACCCAGCCCAAGAAGCAGAAGCACCUGAAGUGUUACCUGGUCCGCAACGCCCAGGGGGCCCUCACGCAGGGGCCCCUCAUCUGUUGGAAGGGCUCAGAGUUCAGAAGCCGGCAGGCCUCCGCCAGCACCUGUCCCAGCGCUCUCUUGCCGCCCCUGGAGAGCCCGGCGCCUCUGGCAGCCUUCCCGGGUGAGCCCGCCCUGGCCAACCCCGGCGUCCCCGCGCCCGCCUCUCGCCCAGGCCCGGCCUGCGACCACCCCGCGCUGCCCGCGGCCCUCGCUCCAGCGGUCUUCAACGGCCGAGACUCCCCGAAGCACCAGCAGCUGGCACGGAACAGCCUGUCGGCCGCGCCCCGGCCCGCGGCGUUAGGUAGCGCUGUCCGGGGCGGCCUUCCGGGGUGGGGCCACGGGAACUUCCCCUACCUGUGCGGGAACCUCGGCGACGUGGUGGUGAGCCCCCUGCUGCACACGUGCUACCAGAACUCCCAGGCCGUGGCCAGGGCCUACGAGCAGCACGGGGCCUCCGCCCUGCAGCCCAUCUCCGAGGAGACGCAGCUGCUGCUGACCGUCUACUACCUCGUCCAGCUGGCGGCCGACCAGGUGCCCCUGAUGGAGGACCUGGAGCAGAUCUUCCUGCGCUCCUGGCGCGAGGCGCACCUGGCCGAGACGCGGCAGGACCGGCAGCUGCGCGGGCCUCCAGCGGAAGGGGCUUGUUUUCCAGGGAAAUACCAAGCCCGGAUUCUCUCCGAGAGCCUCCUCACGCCGGCGGAGUACCAGAAAGAAGUCAAUUACGAGCUGGUCACGGGGAAAGUGGACUCGCUGGGGGCCUUUUUUAGCACCCUCUGCCCAGGUUACAGCCCGGAGCCCCUCGGCCUGCGGCCCUUCCAGCUGGCCGUGGCCCAGAAGCUCCUCUCGCACGUGUGCUCCAUCGCCGACUCCAGCACCCAGAACCUGGACCUGGGCUCCUUCGAGAAGGUGGACUUCCUGAUCUGCACCCCUCCCUCGGAGGUCACCUACCAGCAGACCCUCUUCCGCGUCUGGCAGUCAGGGGUUCUGCUGGAGCUCGGCCUGGAGAAGGAGCACCUGACCAAGCAGAGGGUGGGGCGGUACGUGCUGAAGCUGGACGCCGAGGCACAGACCAGGUUCAAGUCCUUCCUGCAGAACUCCUUCCAGAACCCGCACACGCUCUUCGUCCUGAUCCACGACCACGCCCACUGGGACCUCGUGAGCAGCGCGGUUCAUGACCUCUAUUCCCAAAGCGACCCGUGUGCGGGGCUGGUGGACAGACUGCUGAACCGCAGGGAGGUGAAGGAGGCGCCCAACAUCGUCACCCUCCACGUGACCUCCUUCCCCUACGCGCUGCAGACCCAGCACACGCUCAUCAGCCCCUACAACGAGAUCCACUGGCCUGCCGCCUGCAGCAGCGGAGUAGAUUUAUAUCCCGAGAACAAGAAGUACUUCGGGCUGUCCGAAUUCAUCGAGUCCACCCUCUCGGGACACAGCCUGCCCUUGCUCAGAUAUGACAGUUCCUUCGAGGCCAUGGUCACUGCACUGGGGAAGAGGUUCCCCCGCCUGCACAGCGCGGUGAUCAGGACCUUUGUCCUUGUGCAGCACUAUGCGGCCGCCAUGAUGGCCGUGAGUGGCCUGUCGCAGAUGAAGAACUACACGUCGGUGGAGACGCUGGAGAUCACCCAGAACCUCAUCAACUCCCCGAAGCAGUGUCCCUGUGGCCACGGGCUCAUGGUCCUGCUGCGGGUGCCCUGCCCGCCCCUGGCGGCCGUGGCCUACGAGCGGCUGGCCCACGUGCGGGCGCGGCUGGCCCUGGAGGAGCACUUUGACAUCAUCCUGGGCAACCCCAGCUCGGGCAUCACCGUGGGGAAGCACUUUGUGAAGCAGCUCAAGAUGUGGCAAAAAAUAGAGGACGCGGAGUGGAGGCCUCAGACUUACCUGGAGCUGGAGGGCCUGCCGUGCAUCCUCAUCUUCAGCGGGCUGGACCCGCACGGGGAGUCCUUACCAAGGUCUCUGCGCUACUGUGACCUGCGCCUGAUAAACUCCUGCCUGGUGCGCACAGCCCUGGAGCAGGAGCUGGGCCUGGCCUCCUACUUCGUGAGCGGCCAGGCGCCCCUGGACAAGGGCCCCCGGAACGAGGCCCUGGAGAGCGACGCCGACAAGCUGAGCAGCACGGACAACGAGGACGAGGAGCCGGGCGUGGAAGGCUCCGCCUCGGAGAAGAGGAGCCCCGCGCAGAGGGAGCGGCCCCGCUCCCGCGACUCGGCGUCCUCGUCCCUCUCCUCCAAGGCGUCCAGCUCAGCGCUCUGCGGGGAGCCCUCGGCACAGCCUGGGGGGCCCCCUGCGGGGGAGCAGGCCGGGUCGCCAGCGCCCUGUGGCCCCUCAGAGGAAGGCUGGGCUGCGGGGGAGCGACCGAGGGCCCGAGCGAGUCGGGGGGCCCCCUCCGUCCUCAGCAGGCACAGCCCCGGGCUGGCCCCCCACGUCAGGAUCCCCGCCAGCCUGCGUGGCCUGGGCUCCGAGCUGAGAGCCUGGCGCCUUCGCCAGGGUGCUGUUCCCGAGACGGGCGCCUACCUGCAGUUCCUGAGCAUCCUGUCCCGGAUGCUCAUCCGGCUCACGGAGGUGGACGUCUACGACGAAGAGGAGAUCAACAGCAACCUGCGAGGAGAAGCAGACUGGCACUACCUGCAGCCCAGUGACCCCUGGCCGGACGUGGAGCUGCUCAAGAAGAUGCCUUUCGACUACAUCCUCCACGACCCCAAGUACGAGGACGCCAGUCUGAUCUGCUCACAGCAUCAGAACGUCAGGAGCAAAGACAGGGCGAAGGCCCGGAAGCCCGAGGACCUGUGCGUGCGGCGCCGGACGGCGCGGAUGCGGCUGACCCAGUACGCGGCCCACAACACCUACCACCACUGCGAGCAGUGCCACCAGUACAUGGGCUUCCACCCCCGGCACCAGCUCUACGAGUCCUCCCUGCACGCCUUCGCCUUCUCUUACUCCAUGCUGGGGGAGGAGAUCCAGCUGCACUUCAUCAUCCCCAAGUCCAAGGAGCACCACUUCGUCUUCAGCCAGCCUGGAGGCCAGCUGGAGAGCAUGCGGCUGCCCCUGGUCACAGACAAGAGUCACGAACACAUCAAAAGCCCCACCUUCACCCCCACGACCGGCCGCCACGAGCACGGGCUCUUCAACCUGUACCACGCCAUGGACGGGGCCAGCCACCUGCACGUGCUGGUGGUCAAGGAGUACGAGAUGGCCAUCUACAAGAAGUACUGGCCCAACCACAUCAUGCUGGUGCUGCCCAGCAUCUUCAACAGCGCGGGCGUCGGUAGGCCGGCCGGGCCCGUCUGGGAGGGCACUCGGGCGCAGGAGGCACAGCUGGGCAUUCCCGUCCAGCGUCUUGCUGAACUUGCCAAGCUACUCUCCCGCGUGGGGAAGCGGCGCAUUGCCAGCGCCCGGCCCGCCGCCCGGCGCCUGGGGUCCAGCGGUGCUGCCCCUGCGCAGUCAGGGCCGCGGCUGCGUGGCGGGAAGGGUGCAGGCUGUGGAGACGGACGGACUGGCCAAAUCUGGGCCCUCCUGCGAGCCACGGGCAGGUCGGGGAGCCUCAUUUCCUCGUCUGAGGAACCCCGCCAUGAUGCUGUGUGUUGGGUUGCUGCAGGUGCUUCGCCCAGUGCGGGGCCCUGGCCGGGGGUCGGGCAGUGCUGUCCAGCACAUGUAGCCGGUUUGGUUGGGAGCCAGUGCCCUGGCUGGCCGCCGUCACCAGUGCCAACCUCCGGCCGGCGCUGUGCCCCCAGCAGGGAGUUCUCGUGGUCGGAGAGGAACGUGUCCCUGAAGCACAUCAUGCAGCACAUCGAGGCGGCCCCCAACAUCACCCACUACGCGCUGAUCGGCCUGCGGAAGUGGUCCAGCAAGACCGGGAGCCGCGAGGUGCGGGAGCCCUUCUCCCGCUGCCACGUGCACGACUUCGUGGUCCUGAACGUGGACUUGACGCAGAAUGUGCAGUACAACCAGAACCGGCGCCUCUCCCGGCCCAGGGCGGCGUGGCGUCGCUUAGGGCGCCUGUGCCAGGCGGGCUCUGGAUGCCCGUGGGCGUGUGGCCCUCGCUGCGGGCCAGCGCCGGGGAGCUGGUGCUGCCCGGCCGCCGCCGAGCCCCGCCUUCGGCUGAAAGCGACGGACUUCACCCGGGAGGUUACGUGCUUCUGCCCACGCCUUCAGCUUGCGGGGCAGCUAGUGCCCGCGGGGGCCCAGGCGGCAGCAGGGUGUGGGCGCUUGCCGGCGAGGGGGCGAAGGCCUCUCCUCUCGGCCCCGCUCUUCCAGAUCUCGGUGUGUUACGUGAGCUCCCGGCCGCACUCGCUCAACAUCAGCUGUGCCGACUUCCUCUUCAGCGGGCUCCUGCUGUACCUCUGCGACUCCUUCGUGGGCGCGAGCUUUUUGAAAAAGUUCCACUUUCUGAAAGGUGCCACCUUGUGCGUCAUCUGUCAGGACCGGAACUCCCUCCGCCAGACGGUGGUCCGCCUGGAGCUGGAGGACGAGUGGCAGUUCCGACUGCGGGACGAGUUCCAGACCGCCAACGCCAAGGAGGACCGGCCGCUCUUCUUUCUGACCGGACGCCACAUCUGAGGCGGAGCUUGAGGAGGACGAGCCAGGCCCGAGCAAGCGACACAGGCCGGCCGCCGCUCCUGGGCUGGGCCGCGGCCUGGCUCGUCACAGGCCGCUGCGGGAAGAACAAGGCUGACCCGCGCUCCACAGGCGUCCACGCACACGCCCACCUUCUCUGUGCUCCAGAGGCCUGUCCUGGGACUCCGGAAAGGGGCCAGCACUGCAGGCCACGGGCCUGCGCCCAGCCACUCCACAGCAAUACCCCUAACAAACGCUUCAACUGUAAAGCUGGACACGAGAAAAAACCUAAACAGGUCAUUUAACCAGAAAGAUGCCGUUGCCUCGGAAGUUGCCCUCUUAGAAGUUAGCAUCAAGGGUGACAUCGCAGACUGUCAGAGCGAAUAUGAUGCCGUCGACACAGGUGGGGGGAUCGCCCCGCUGAGAAAGGGCAGACGUAAGAGAGACUUCCUUGCGGGCUUUCAGGAAGGGACGGGGCUGUGGAGGCCGACCUCGGGGGGCGGCAUCUGCCUUCCAAGGAAAGAGGCUGCCGGCCGGCUGACCGCCAGACCCACCAGAGGGGUGCGGAAACCAGCUGACCAGAACUGGACUUCCGACUGGGGAGCCCUGAGACGCAGCUUUCAGCCCCAGAAGUGGUGUCAUUCUCGGGGACGCUCGGCCUCAAACAGCCGGGACAGUUGCCUCUCGUCUGACACAGCAGCCUGCGCGGCCGGCGUGAUCUCCCCGUGUGAAAUACGAGCAGCAGAGCGGCCUUCAGAAGGCAAUCUGGCCCGCCUUGUGCCACACCUCCACCCUCGGCGUCGGGAGACAGCGAUCCCGGCAGGGAUUAUUUUAAAAGAUGAUGCCAAAGAGUCAAUGUCAGCCUCCCCCCUCCCCACCAAGCAAAUAAUUCCCCGAGUUUGAAAGAUGGAGAUCCGUGUUCACAAAAUGACCACUCUGUAUACGUCACUAUUCCUAUUUUGGA